GUACUCGUCUACUUUUCAUAUAUGGUUCCUUUAAUAAAGCUAAUAUAAGUAUUUGUAAUUAUGAUUUACAGGAAUAAAAAAGUAUGGCGAUAAUUGCCCCACUACUCCUACUUUUGAGAAAUUACAAGUCAAUAAAGCAUUUGAUUACGCCUGGUCUAAUAACCAGUGCAUUCCUCAGCUCUCUUUUUCUAAUCUUCCGAAAGUUCCCACCCGUAUGCUCACGAUUACCAUCUGAUAAGGAUGAGGAUUCUUGUGAGUUCCAAUGGAAAGAAGGAGAAUUGUACAUGUGUCUGAUGUGUGUCGUGAUGAUUAAGAACAGAUCUGCAGUAUCGCUGGAACAAAUGGUAGAAACAUUUUUGACAUAUUCCAAAAUUGUUAACACAGUAUUAUUCUUUCGAAUUGAUCCAAGAUUUGGAUUUGUAUAUGUACUGUUGUGUUUCAUAAGAUUAUGGAUUUUACCUGACGUUUUCAUUGAAGAAUCUGAUGAAAUAUUACAUGUCGAUGAUAACACGAUUGAACAAGUUAUGAGAGAGGACUCAAAAGUUGUUUGGGUGAUUGAAUUUUUCACAACAUGGUCACCUCAGUGUCACUCAGUUGCCCCUGUUAUAGCAAGUCUUGCUAAAGAAUAUACAACAGACUUUCUCAGAUUUGCAAAAAUUGAUGUUGGACGUUAUCCUGAUGCAGCUACAAAAUAUGGCGUCAGCACAUCUUCAAUGAGCCGUCAACUUCCAACACUCAUUGUAUUUAAAGAUUUCAAACCAGUAAACUGGCGACCAAUGAUUGGAAAGAAUAAUAAGUUUAUCAAGUAUUCUUUCACUGAAGAAAAUGUCAUCAGGGACUUUUGUCUUAACACACUGUAUGAAGAGUCUAAAAAGAAAGGAAAGAAGCAAAAAAAGAAAGUUGAAUAACUGAACGGACAUAUGUUAAACCCAGCAUUGUUUUUGGUACUACUGUAGUGUGUGUACCAGGUUAGAAGAAAUGGCCAUAAUUUUAUUCCAAUUUCCCCUAUUUUAGUUCUAUUACGAGCUUGGGGACUGUCUGUGAUAGGCAAGUGAAUAUACCCCCUGCCCAUAGACUUCCGUCCCUUCACACAACUUGAUGUAAAGUAGGCGAACAAAAUUAGUUACCUCCAUAUUGGUAAACAUACUUCUGGAGCGCCUUUUUUUUUAUCUUGUAUUAAAAUUCUAGUUAUUGGAUGCAGUGAUCCAAAAUGCCUCGAAAUUAAAUAAAUUUCAAGUGUUCGAAUUGAAAUUCCGGCAUUUGAAUUAUCAGUUUUUGAAACAUUAUUACAUAUUUUUAUGCAAGCAAGAACAUUUCUUGAGAAACUUAAAUAUCAUGCCAUUUUCAAAAUAGGCUGCUGGUUUAAUGUUGAUAUUAUUGUUAAAAAAAUGUUUAGUCGAAACAGUGAUUUUUGAGCACAAGUUUUUUAUUUUCCUCAAAUUCAUCUGUUUGUAAAUUGAAUUUAUUGGAUUGAAUUGAUUUAUCUAAUUUUUGAUCUGCAAAUCUUUUCUUAAAACUGUGCUGUUAUUUGUGUCGUUCAAUUAUGCAACCUAUCUGACAUAAUUAUUUGCUACUGACUGGCCAUCCAGGCCUGACUGAAUCAAAUUUCAAUGGAGCUUUUUUAUUUUUUAAUUGGCUUUUCCACUUAUUUUUUUGAAACAGCUUUCAGCAAAAAUUGAUAAAAGUAUCUGAGACACCUGAUGAUAAUAGUGUAUAUUAUGUGUUUGUUGUUUUAUCAUGUUGCAUUUAUUACUGUGUUUGUAAGUGUUUUGAGAAAAAAUAAAAUCAUAUGAAUAAUAUAAAU
Styela clava is the source of this 1804-nucleotide messenger RNA. Its product is annotated as thioredoxin-related transmembrane protein 2-like. The record is from RefSeq and is a predicted model, not a curated record. Gene Ontology annotation, molecular function: protein-disulfide reductase activity. Gene Ontology annotation, cellular component: cytoplasm. NCBI's taxonomy places the organism in Eukaryota, Metazoa, Chordata, Ascidiacea, Stolidobranchia, Styelidae.